GCCGCUUUGCAACAAAAUUCUCCAAACGAAACGAAAAAAUGAGCAACGCUGCCGAAACACGCAAUUGGCUGGAACUGCCGCCGGACGUGACGGCGUAUAUUCUUUCUCGGCUAGGUGCGAUAGAGAUCCUCAACAGCGUCCAAAACGUGUGCUCUCACUGGCGAAAAAUCUGCAAAGACCCAUCAAUGUGGAGAUCCAUUGAUAUGCGGAACUCGGGUGAUCUACAUAACAUGGACUAUGACCUCGAGAAGAUGUGCGUCCACGCCGUCAAUCGCAGCUGCGGCCACUUGCUUGAUAUCAAUAUCGAAUAUUUUGGUACCGAUGAACUUCUAUUCUAUAUCUCUGAGCGGUCCACCCAUGUCAAGCAUCUUCGACUAUUUUCAUGCUAUGACAUUUCAGAUGAAGGAUUAAGCGAAGCAGCUUUAAAGCUUCCAUGUCUGGAAAAGCUUGAAAUCUUCAUAUGUCCUGUUUCGAAGCAUGCUCUGGAAACUAUUGGUCGCAGUUGUCCUCUCUUGAAAUCGUUCAAACUCAAUCUUCGGCAAUGCAAAAGCUUUCACUAUGUCUCGGAUGAUGAGGCACUAGCUAUUGCACAAACUAUGCCUGAAUUACGCCACCUUGAACUUUUGGGGAACGGGUUGACAAAUGAAGGCUUGCUGGCCAUUCUUGAUGGUUGUCCUCACCUUGAAUAUCUCGACUUGCGGCAAUGUUUUAAUGUUUGUCUGGAGGGAAACCUGGAGAAAAGAUGUGUUGAACGCAUAACAACCUUGCGGCGCCCGAAUGAUUCAACCCAUGGUUAUGAGUUCGAUGCAGGGAUUCAUGAUAUCGAGUCAUCAGAUGAAGACACCACAAAACAAAUUAUUUUUAAGGGCAUUUAAAUUCUGAUGUUUACCAAAACCACUUCAAAUAGAUAUAAUACAAUUUGACUUGCCCAAAUAAGACCCCCAGUUUUAACAAGCCUU
This is a messenger RNA of Hibiscus syriacus, 959 nucleotides long. RefSeq names its product putative F-box/LRR-repeat protein 23. Bases 39 to 875 code for a protein of 278 amino acids. The record is from RefSeq and is a predicted model, not a curated record. Lineage: Eukaryota; Viridiplantae; Streptophyta; Magnoliopsida; Malvales; Malvaceae. Gene Ontology annotation, molecular function: protein binding. The transcript is spliced from 2 exons.